Messenger RNA from Poeciliopsis prolifica (blackstripe livebearer), 1624 nucleotides. Its product is annotated as sulfotransferase 6B1-like. The record is from RefSeq and is a predicted model, not a curated record. Bases 150 to 1118 code for a protein of 322 amino acids. Gene Ontology annotation, molecular function: sulfotransferase activity. The transcript has 6 exons. NCBI's taxonomy places the organism in Eukaryota, Metazoa, Chordata, Actinopteri, Cyprinodontiformes, Poeciliidae. Gene Ontology annotation, biological process: sulfation. Gene Ontology annotation, cellular component: cytoplasm.
AGCGCUCCAGAGUCUGAACACAGAGAAGUUUUUCCUGUUGCUCUUCUGACUCCCUGAUCUCCUGCAGCUCUGUAGAUUCCAGCUCUGUAGAUUCCUGAUCUGUAGAUUCCUGAUCUUUAGAUUCCUGAUCUGUAGAUUCCCUCGGCAGGAUGAGCAGCAACCCGCUGGCCGACAGGAUGCAGGCUCGGCUGGAGAGGGCGAAGGCCAUGAGGGACGAGGACAAGCUGUACAGACACAACGGGGUGCUGUACCCCACCCUCAUGUGUCCGGAGGAACAUUUAAGGUGUCUGGACGGCCUGGAGGCCAGAGACGACGACAUCCUGCUGGUGGCUUAUCCUAAAUGUGGAUUUAACUGGAUGGUUGGCGUUAUGAAGAAGGUCAUUGCAGAGGCCACCCAGACGCAGAACGAAUCCAAGAUUUCCCCGCUGAUCGAGUUCUUUGGCCCAGAAGUCUUGAAGGACGUGGUUGAGGCUCCGUCUCCCAGGUUUCUGGGAACUCACCUUCAUCCAGACAUCAUGCCGUCCUCCUUCAGCCAGAAGAAAACAAAGAUGGUGGUGGUCUUCAGGAACCCAAAGGACACCUUGGUCUCCUACUAUCAUUUCUGCAACAACAACCCGGUUCUGCCGUCUGUGGAGUCCUGGGAUUCUUUCUUCUCCCAGUUCAUGAAAGGAGACGUUGCCUGGGGUUCGUACUUUGACUACGCCUUGGCCUGGAACAGGAGGAUGGACGACCCCAACGUCCUGCUGGUGACCUUUGAGGCCCUGAAGCAGGUCAGUCCUCUGAUUCCUCAACCUGAAAUGGAAAUCUGCUCUCACCAUGUUUCCUGUCCUCAGGAUCUCAGCGCAGGCAUCCGGCAGAUCUCCAGCUUCCUGGGCUUCAGCCUGACGGAGGCGCAGGUGCAGCAGGUGGCAGCGGGCAGCACCUUCAACGCCAUGAAGGAGAGUUCAGCCAGGUCCCACGGCAACAUGGGAAACGUCAUCUUCAGGAAAGGUGAGGUUGGAGACUGGAGGAACCAUUUCAGUCCAGAACAGAACCGAGAAAUGGACCAAGCUUUCAGCAAACACCUGGCAGGAACAACGCUGGGAGCACAGCUGGACUACCAGCGUUACUGUCAGUAGAGAGGAGGAGGAGGAGGAAGAGGAGGAGGAGGAAGAGGAGGAAGAGACAGAGAGGAAGAGGAGGAGGAAAGAGGAGGAGCAGGAGGAGGAGGAGUGUAGGUGGAGCGUCGGUCGGUUCUGCCUGACAGACUGAACUCAGGGCAAAACUCCCACAGCUCAACACAAGACAGAAAAAUAAGACACAAUAAUUUGGUUAUAAUCGGUUUUAUUUCACUGCAGAUAUUAAAAAUAACGUUUGAUAUUUUGAAGCAAUUUAAGCAACUUAUGAUAAACUGAAAGAAAUGAACAUGAUGAAAUGAACAGCAGAGAAGGAGCAACAAAUAUUUAAUAGAAAUGUUAGAAACUGAAACUUAUUAGAUUAUUAAAAAUAUAUUUUAUUUGGUUCUUCUAGUCCCUUUAAAUAUUAAACAGGAUUUUGUUGGAUUUUCUUAUUUUUUUAUUUUUGUUUCUUGGAUAAAUCCCAUGAGGAUUAAACUUAAAUCAUUGUGAAAAAUACUUUAAUGAAA